Messenger RNA from Chrysochloris asiatica (Cape golden mole), 1284 nucleotides. It is a transcript of the gene SYPL2, whose product is annotated as synaptophysin-like 2. NCBI's taxonomy places the organism in Eukaryota, Metazoa, Chordata, Mammalia, Afrosoricida, Chrysochloridae. The transcript has 6 exons. The record is from RefSeq and is a predicted model, not a curated record. Gene Ontology annotation, cellular component: synaptic vesicle; synaptic vesicle membrane. The coding region runs from base 1 to 795 and encodes 264 amino acids.
AUGUCCUCGACGGAGAGCUCGGGCCGCACCGCGGACAAGUCGCCGAGGCAGCAGGUGGACCGCCUGCUCUUGGGACUGCGCUGGCGGCGGCUGGAGGAGCCGCUGGGCUUCAUCAAAGUUCUCCAGUGGCUUUUUGCUAUUUUCGCCUUCGGGUCCUGCGGCUCCUACAGCGGGGAGACAGGAGCAAUGGUCCGCUGCAACAACGAAGCCAAGGACGUGAGCUUCAUCAUUGUUUCAUUCGGCUAUCCCUUCAGGUUGAACCGGGUCCAGUAUGAGAUGCCCCUCUGUGAUGAUGACUCCACCUCCAAGACCAUGCACCUUAUGGGAGACUUUUCUGCCCCUGCUGAGUUCUUUGUAACCCUUGGCAUCUUUUCCUUCUUCUACACCAUGGCUGCACUCAUCCUCUACCUGCGCUUCCACAACCUCUACACAGAGAACAAGCGCUUCCCACUGGUGGACUUCUGUGUGACUGUCUCCUUCACCUUCUUCUGGCUGGUAGCUGCAGCUGCCUGGGGCAAGGGCCUGACCGACGUCAAGGGGGCCACCCGGCCAUCCAGCCUGACUGCAGCUAUGUCUGUGUGCCACGGAGAGGAGGCUGUGUGCAGUGCCGGAGCCACACCCUCCAUGGGCCUGGCCAACAUCUCUGUGCUCUUCGGCUUUAUCAGCUUCUUCCUGUGGGCCGGGAACUGUUGGUUUGUGUUCAAGGAGACGCCAUGGCAUGGGCAGAGCCAGGACCAGGGCCAGGGCCCCAGCCAGGAGAGUGCAGCUGAGCAGGGAACAGUGGAGAAGCAGUAAGCAGCCUACGCCUAGCUACUCCCGAACUGGACAGCACCUCUUCAACCACCUUCGGCUUCCAGGACCUUCCUCUGCCUUCUCCCUGAACUCCCCUUCCCCAUCAUUCUAGGCUUUUGAGUUUUGAGAUGAUGGAUGGACAAGCAACAGCUGUUGGAAACCCAGGCAGCCCUUCUGGUGGUUUUCUGUCCUUUGUUUUUCUGGAGUCCUGGAUGGCAGGAGCUCAGUGCUUCUUGCCUAUUGCCUGGACCCAAACAAAUUUACUUGGGUUCUUACUCAUAUCCUCACAGCCUCUGAGAACAAGCUUCUGCUGCAGGUGAGGGUUGGGGGCAGGAGACCAGAGACCUGAGAUUGAUUCCUGGCAGCUCCCUUUCUCUCAACCUGUCCAGCUUCAAUAAAAGGGAGGAGAAAUUGGCUGGCAGCCUUCUCCCUAGUCCCAUGCAUGGAGGGUUCAACAAUUGUUUGGUGACCUCCUUAACAGUUGUCAUCCAG